This is a messenger RNA of Chenopodium quinoa (quinoa), 738 nucleotides long. RefSeq names its product suppressor of cytokine signaling 7-like. The record is from RefSeq and is a predicted model, not a curated record. The coding region runs from base 75 to 629 and encodes 184 amino acids. The transcript has a single exon. NCBI's taxonomy places the organism in Eukaryota, Viridiplantae, Streptophyta, Magnoliopsida, Caryophyllales, Amaranthaceae.
CAUUAGAAAAAGUCCAACACACCUUUAUAAACCAAGAUAACCCAAACUUGUUGAUUGUGAUUGGGUUUUCCAAAAUGAAUGUGCGAUUGGAGUGCUCUCCAUCGCUUAAACACAAGCUUAAACACACAUUAUUAUGUGGGUGUUUCAAGCAUCACUCCGUCGACUACGACCACUUGCCCAAUGAUGGCUCCCCUACCUCCCACCACCAACACAAUAAUCACCGCCUCACCCGAACCUCCUCUGCGGGUGGGGGUGGGGGUAGUGGUGGGAUGAGAUCAUCAAGGUCCGAAGAGUUUCUAAAUCUAAAACAUAAGUGUCGCAGUCUCAUGACCAGAAUGGGGACGAGCACCCCUCGUGGUCAUCAUAGGAAAUCUCAAUCUACGGAUUUUCGUUACGACCCUCUUAGCUAUUCUCUCAACUUCGAUGAGGAUGAUACUCUUGUUGAUGAUUAUCCCUAUCGAAACUUCUCUUCUAGGUUGCCACCCUCGCCGCCUCCGGAACCUCCAACAAGGUCCAUUUCUGAUGGGGCGCUCGAUAAGGCCGCAACUUCUCAUCAGGAUGAAACAUCUUCUACGUCUACGACCCUCACCACUCCUCCACCGCCCAGGGUCAUCACUGCGUACAGCUAAAUUUUAAUUUUAAUUUUUAAUUUUUUUUAUUAACAAGUUUUGGUUUAUAUGGCAAUAUAAAGUUACGUUGUUGAUCUAUAGGAAAAAGGAGAUGAAAUGUUUGUGUUGA